AUGAAGAAGAUAUUCCGACUUAUAAAUCCAGCUCCGCUUACGGCUCGAGUGCGUUCCAGGGAAUGUUGCACCUAUUUAUAUCGCCUACUGAAGUUCGUUGGUUGGAUACCGCCAAAGCAGAAUUUACAGCGAUAUCUAUACCUCUUUUGGUCUGCGCUAGUACUUACUUUUGGCGAGCUGUACGUACCACUGGGCCUAGCACUAAGCCUUGUUAAGAACUUUACGAAUUUUACGCCCGGUGAUUUUCUUGGCGUACUGCAAGCAUUCGUCAACGCCAACGGAGCGACAUCAAAGAGCAUCGUGGUCAUAUUUUUGUAUUCGCGCCUGAGUCAAAUGGAGUCAGUACUUGACAUUAUGGACGAGCGACUGCGUACUGAAAGCGAUCGCCGGAGGAUCCACAAAGCUGUUGCUGAUUCCAACUACAUAUUUUUGGUUUACGCAAUAGUGUACUGCUGCUUUAUUACGUCCGUAUUUGUGAGUGGCGUACUGAAUGGGCAGCCGCCGUGGUUUCUAUACAAUCCGAUCUUCGAUUGGCGCAGUGGAGCGAUCAAUUUUUGGAUGCAAUCGAUCCUUGAGCAAAUCUUUGUAACCUUAUCGGUGUUGACGGUUCUAAUAUGGGAUACAUAUCCCCUCAUUUUUGUGUUUAUGAUGCGAGCACACGUCAAAUUGCUGAGGGAGCAUAUCCUUAAUCUGCGCACAGAUCCCCUUAAAACAGAGACUGAGAACUAUGAUGAACUCACGCGCUGCAUACGAGAUCACAAGCUGAUUUUACAAUGCUGUGAUAUUAUGCGCCCCGUCCUCUCGGGCAUCAUCUUUGUACACUUUCAACUGGUUGGCGUUCUACUUGGAGUGAUCAUGAUUAACGUUUUAUAUUUUUCGGAUCUCAUGCAUGGCAUUUCAUCGCUUAUAUAUCUAACUGCCAUUCUAUUGGAAUCAUUUCCCUGCUGCUACCUGAGCGACUUGCUCGCCGAAGAUAGCACUGAUUUGUUGAAUUUACUGGCCCAAUCGAACUGGCCCAAUGCCGAACGCAAAUAUAAGUCCACUUUAAUUAUAUUUAUGCACCACGUGCAACAGCCAAUUGUCUUUAUAGCCGGUGGCCUCUUUACCAUCUCAAUGAAUAGUAACAUUAAGAUGGCCAAAUUUGCGUUCAGCGUUAUGACCAUAGUGCAGCAAAUGAAUCUGGGCGAUCGCUUAAAAUAG
Drosophila novamexicana is the source of this 1200-nucleotide messenger RNA. RefSeq names its product odorant receptor 59b-like. Gene Ontology annotation, biological process: detection of chemical stimulus involved in sensory perception of smell; sensory perception of smell. Gene Ontology annotation, cellular component: plasma membrane. Gene Ontology annotation, molecular function: odorant binding; olfactory receptor activity. NCBI's taxonomy places the organism in Eukaryota, Metazoa, Arthropoda, Insecta, Diptera, Drosophilidae. Bases 1 to 1200 code for a protein of 399 amino acids. The transcript is spliced from 3 exons. The record is from RefSeq and is a predicted model, not a curated record.